AUGGGCUCUACUAAUUACUUGGGAAAGUCAAAAUCCGCGGGUUAUAAAGGGAAGAGUGGCUCUAGUAUCUGUUCAGAUAAGGAUAUGAACGGGAAAUUACGAAGGACUAAGAUAAGGCGGCCGAUGAAAUUGAACGAGUAUGGGCUAAAAAGGAUCCCUGAUUAUACAGAAUUGGCAUACAAAGAAGCUGUUUCUAAAUUGAGAUAUUUCUUAUCUGGAAACUAUGCGCCUAGUUUACGCAGCUAUGGUGGUUCAGCUUCCAUAAAGAAUUUAGACGAGUCGGACGGGGACCUCGACAAGAAGUAUAUGUACCUAUCAGAAUAUAAGCCCAGGCCGAAGUUGACGGCUAAAUACGCGACGCUAUACGCUGACAGUCUUAACAAUUAUACGCCUCAACAUGUCCCCACAGCCACAGCAGCGGCGCCGGCGGCCUCUGCAGGCGAGUUAUCUGGCGGUACCAACCCUGAUGUCAUCAACUUCAUACAGAAGCAGGAAGAGUACAUCGAGCAAUUAGAGAGAGAAAGUCAAUACUGUAGAGAUGAAUUGAACAAUCUGCUCGGUAAAGUAAAGGAGGUGAUAUCAGAGAACGAGCACCUGCACGAGGCUCAGAAGAACAAGCUGAUCACCCGCAUGUUCCACUCGUACAACGCCGGCUCCGAGACUGAUGAACUGGACGAACUGGCUGAUAGCACCGGAUUGGACAGUGAUAACAAUAAGACGUCUCCUAAAGCCAGGAAACCGUCGAAAUAUCGAUCAACCAGACUCGAAGGACCGAAUAUUGUUUUCGAGUCUCGUAUAGCCGAAUUAGAGGCCCAGUUAACUCAAUCGAAGAUCGAUUUGAAGAAAUUACAAGAUGAAAAUAAUGAGAACAAACGCAAACUAGCCUCUGGGCUGGUUGAUACAACCUGCUUAGAUGGCUUCAAAAGGCAAAUCGAUAAUUUGCAAAGAGACAAGUCAUCCUUGGAAAACCAAAUAUCCAAGUUGAAGCUGAACUUAGAAGAGAAGGAUGGUGACUCGGAUGGCAGAUACAAGCGUGGCUCCGAUGUGGUGGAACAGCAGCUCAGGGAAGAGAGGAACAAUUUGGAAAUUGAAAUACGUAGACUCAAGGAUGAACUUGCAAAAGAGCGGUCCAAGAUACGAGAGCUAGCGGGCGAAGGCGCGCGCAGAGCUAUACAGGAGAGAAGUGCAGCGGAACAACGCUAUAACGCACACUUCGAUGAGUUACAACACGAUCUUGCAGCUCAAUAUGACAAUGUCUCCAAGUUGCAGCUUGAUCUUGAACGUCAACGUCGAGAAGAAAAUGAGCUUAAACGAGAGCUGUCCAUGAAGAACGCAGCAGUGGAAGAACUUAAAAUGGAGUUAAAGAAUAAAACAGCUUCACUGCAAGCGGAUCUGGCCCAAGCUCAUGCUGAGAAGGCUUCUCUUGACGAGGAACUGGCCAGCGCCAGACUAGCUAUGGAACGUCAGCAGCGACAGGCCAAACAUGAAACCAAUCGCCUUAAUUCUGAGAUACAAUCUCUCCGUCAGCGUUUGGAUCGCGCGGAUGCUGACUUGGUUCAUUCCCGCAGAGAGAAUCUACGUCUCACGGAGCAAAUUGCUACACUUGAGAAGGAAUUAAAUAUGAAAAACUUGACACCGAUAUCUCCACAGAAGAUUAAGAAGGAGAAAGAAUUGUCAACAAUGCUGGAAUCUAUGGAAAAUAAGCAUGCUAAAACUGUCGCUGGGUUGGAGUCCAUGAUACAAUCCCAAAACAGUCUGAUGGAGAAACUCACCGGCGAAUGUCGUUUGCUAACAGACAAGCUCGACGACGCAAAUCGUAGGCACAAGGAAGAACUGGCCGCUCUGCACCGUCAAGUAGAGAGCCUGGGAAAGUCGCUGCAACCGGCUACUACACCCUCACCUAGCGCUUAUCAAGCACCUUCCACGUACGGUUCCACAGCCAGCAGAGAUGUACCACAUACCACGCCCAAUACCAGACCAGACAAUACCAGAGCUGACGCCGCCAGAUACACCGACUAUGGAGACCCAUCGCUCCCAAGCAUCCAAUCAAACGGAAUUGACAGGAACAACGACCAAGCUGUUAGAACAGUAAGGCAAGACUCUAGAACUUCAUUACAUCAAGAUACAGUAAACACUGAAGACAUAACCGCUAAUAAUUAUGCAGAAUUGACACCAACCCAAGAUGUUAUUCAAGAUCCAGAAACAAUACACAAAGAAGAAGAAAAGCAAAUGGAAGUUGAGCAUAACCAAGAGUACGAAAAAGAACCACAAUAUGAAGAAGGUAAUUUUAAUUACGAUCAGAGUUAUGAACAAGCCCCUGUUACUGCUGAUACUGAAUAUCAAAACCAACAAUACCAAGAAAAUUAUGAGCAACCAGCUUACACUGAACAGUACGAGAAUUAUGAACAAUAUCCUCAACAAUAUGUCGAUCCUAACGCACAGUAUGAAGGACAAUAUGAGAACUACGGUACUGAUGGAAACUACGCCAAUCAGCAAAAUUAUGAUAACACCGGGUACAAUCAAGAAUACGGUACAGAAAAUCAAAUAGCAAAUGACCAAAUAAGUCAAGAACAGAAUGUUGUAAGUGAAAGCAAAAGAAGUAAUUCGCCUAAUGAAAAAGUAUAUAGUCAAAGUUAGCGACAUUUAUAAGAGUUGCGUUUAUUUUUUGUGCAAUAUUUGUUAUCGUUUUAAUUUUUAUUUUAUAAUGUAUUGUGUUAGCAUUAUAGGGAGUAAUUAUGAAUAUUUUUAGGCUUUCAAUGUUAGACAAGUUGUUAAAACAAUUGUCGAUUAGAAUUGUCUGUAAUGUGAGGGCAUGAUACGUGCAUGGGAAAAAAUCAGACUAGGGAUUUAGAAUGCCUAUAAUCACUACGUAAGCAAUAACUUUUUGCGAUUAUGGUACUGAAAUUCAUAGAAUGGACGAAAUUAAAAAAUAAUUAUAGCUUCAUUCGUACAACGUGCCAUAAUUUUGCACAUAUGCAAUUGUGCACAUGAUCUCAACUAAUUCGAUUAUUACUAUAGAUAAAAAUACCUAAAUAGUACUUUUUUCUGUUAAAUGCCGGAUAGUU
Molecule: messenger RNA, 3065 nt
Organism: Achroia grisella
Lineage: Eukaryota; Metazoa; Arthropoda; Insecta; Lepidoptera; Pyralidae
Product: serologically defined colon cancer antigen 8 homolog
Exons: 16
Coding region: 1-2637 (878 amino acids)
Biological process (GO): neuron migration; establishment of cell polarity; centrosome cycle
Cellular component (GO): centrosome; centriole
Source: RefSeq, a predicted model, not a curated record